Messenger RNA from Cyclocybe aegerita, 1389 nucleotides. Lineage: Eukaryota; Fungi; Basidiomycota; Agaricomycetes; Agaricales; Hemipholiotaceae. The record is from the annotation of a GenBank genome assembly.
AUGCUCAAAAAGCGGAGAACGAAGCCCGCGGAGUUCGAAAAAAGGGCCGAGGACCGGGCAAAGACCCUUCUCUCUACUACAAUGGCGACCUCGCCUAUCGUGACUUCGUUAGAUUUGCCCCCCAAGCCUGUCGCAAAUGAAACCGUCGGCCAAGUCGUUGCCGUCCAUCCUUUCCUCUUCAGACCAUUGCUGCGCAUUCCCGUCCGCUGCUGCCCAAUGUCAGACGGCAACUACAGCGACAAGCCAUGCAUUCCAACGACUACCGUUCUCGACGCGUGUGCCAUUGUCACGGGAAAUUACAACGGCAAUGGCCAUCUCUUUCGCGACCGAGAAGGGCAAACACCCGUUCCAUCAUCUUUUCUUGAGCCAGGCCAAUACUUCUAUGUCGUCGACCACGAUCCUAGCUUGAAUUACCCGCUCUUCGCCUCCUUCGACGUCUGGGUUCCACCUCCUCGCUGUGAUGUACCCGACCAUUGGUUUUCUCCCCAAUGUCCGAAGGAGCAGAGUUUGCUGUUGCCAGACACCCGAUGGACCAACGUCGAUGCCUCCAGCCGAAGCGCUGUGAGUAGUGCCGCGAAGGGCCUGGACGGGCAGUGUCUACUUUCAGGGUAUUUGUGGCCCAUCGAAGGUGCCCACAUUAUCCCCAUGGAGAAUGCUCUUUGGUACACUGCUCGUCAAGUUUCAGACCAACUGCGUCACCCCGGUAGCUAUCCGACCAGGCUGAGUGGUGACAAUGUUGUACACGACAUUCGCAACUUUAUCACUUUAAGAGCUGAUAUCCACAGGAGGUGGGACAAGCACACAUUUUUCUUCAUUCCCUUCAAUGGAUCUUUCGUGUUGUAUUUCAUUGGGAAACUUGCCGACCUAUAUUCGACCCAGUAUCAUUUCAGAAAAGCCAGCUUUCCAGAACGUGUUGACCCUUACCUUCUCUUCAUCCGAUUUGCUAUGGCAGUCUUUUCCACCUUACGCGAGAAGGCUGUAAAUGAACUUCCUCACCCCAGGCAAACUGAGGUAACUUUGAAGGGUGUUGGCACCACCCGUCGCCGCCGUGCUGGGCCUUCAGCAGGUGGCCGGCUCCAAACCACCAUGGAGGAACCUGAUGAUGCAACUAUGGAGGAACAGGAAGAUGAUAUGGAGGAGGUCUUGUCAGGAGAGGGGGGUCAUGGGGAUGAUGUGUCAGAGUUAGCAGAGUUAGAGGAUGGCCCAAAGCUGCUUGUCAAGAUUUUCGAAGAGGAUGGCUUGGAGCUUCCCCCUGAUCUCGCUGCAGCUUUUAUCCCAAGGGAUGAGAAAAUUGAGGCUGCAAAGAUUGCUUGGUUCGAAGCCAACCCGCAAAUUCGUCAAUGCUCAGAGGCUACUACUGGUGUCGCAAGCGGGAUUCAUUUCGAGUAG